UUUUACCGAGCGACCUGUCCGGAGUGGCUACAAACGUUCGCUCUUCUCGGGAGUGUGGGUACUCCGUCUCGACGAGCCACAUGUCGGGAGGUGAACGCGCGCAAAACAUUCGACCGAAAAUCUCUGUCGGGCAACGGUGCACCACGAUGACCAUAGUAGACGAGUCGAUCGAAAAGAAAAAGAAACCCAGCGUGUCUGCACCCUUCCCGCCGCCGCGAGUCAGCGAUCGCAUUGGUGAGAGGGGAGCGGAAAGGUGCAGAAAGUGUAGUUAACGUGAGGGAUCGGUGCAGCAUGGUAGGAGACCAAUAGCAGACCUCUGAACUGAUCACGUGCACAUUUCACCCAUAGGUGGCCGCGUACGUACGCAUGCGUAAAAUGACCAAAAUGGUGGUAAAAAGAGGACGGAAAAUGUCGACGGAGUAUGACGAGCGAGAUAGGUUAGUACGGAGACCUUGUACGGAGAGAGAGAUAGUACAUCUGCAAAGGGCUGCCAGUUGGGCAGGAACGGCUGGUGCGAAGGAAGGGGAAAUAUAUAUAUAUGGAGGACGAAAGAGAGAGAAAGAGAGAAAGAAAGAGAGACAAGAUACGACCGAAGUCGCAGGUCUAGCAGAGAGACCUAACCAAUACGCAACUUCUCAAGUGAUUUUCAGCUGUUACUGUAUCACCAGUAUCCAGCAGUAGCGAAGAUACACAGCUCCGGCAAAGUCUUCGACACGCAUCUGAGGGAAAAGGAAUCGAAACUCACGGUAGUGAUAGAGUAGCACCAGCUAAUGCCAGGCGCGGAUAGGUGGCGGGCAAGCGGGAACAAGAGAAAGAGAGAGGGAGAAAGAGAAAGACGCGUGAUACUCGCACACAAAGACACACCUCGAAUUACAGUCGCACACAUACACUUGAUAUAAACAUGAAGCAUACACAUCAUAUAUGUAAUGCGCACAUACGAGCAUACAGAAGGAAAGAGUGAGAGAGAUAAUCCGAGAGAGAAAGAAAGGGAGAGAGAAGAUAAAGCGAGUCGGAAAGCGAGGAGCAGGACGGAGAGAAAAAGAGAGAGAGAGAGAGAGAAACGACCAAGCGAGCGCUGUUACGAUAAAAGAGAAGUUUUUCGGUGAGCGUAUUCGGAGAGCGUAUUCGGAGAGAGCCGUUCAAUGGUCGUGGCAGCUAUGCGCCACGCUGCCGCCACAACUUCCACCUCCAUCAUUGCCGUUACCAGCGUAGUUGCCACCGAAGUCGUCGUUGUAGGCAUAGGGCAUCCUACUAGCUAGUUCCGACGGGUCAACAUCGUGACGGUAGGAUCGCAGUCAGUUCGCACACGAACUAGCACGAGCACGCUACGACGCGCGCGCGCGCGCGCGUCUCGGGCUUCGUCCCUAUCGUCGUCGUCGUCGUCGUCACCGUCUUAUCUCCGAAGAUGACCAUAAUAGUCUUUUUGAUCGACACAUCGUCCUCCAUGAAUCAGAGGGCUUAUUUGGGCGGACGGCCCACGCUCUUGGACGUAGCCAAGAGCGCCGUGGAGACCUUCGUAAAGGUUCGACAAAGAUCGCCAGAGAGUCGUGGAGAUCGUUACAUGCUGUUGACCUUCGAAGAUCCGCCUCAGAACAUCAAGGCAGGAUGGAAGGAGAACUUAGCAACCUUUAUGAAUGAAUUGAAGAACUUACAGUGCACUGGUUUAACAACACUUGGUGCUGCCUUAAAGCAUGCUUUGGAUGUGCUUAAUAUUAAUCGUAUGCAGACUGGUAUAGAUACAUAUGGCCAGGGACGAUGUCCAUUUUACUUGGAACCAUCAGUUAUAGUUGUUAUAACAGAUGGAGGAAAAUACACAACUAACAACGCAGUUAAUCAAGAUUUUACCUUACCUAUGCAUUCACCUAUACCUGGAUCUGAGUUGACCAAAGAGCCAUUUAGAUGGGAUCAGAGAUUGUUCUCUUUGGUGUUGCGAUUAUCGGGAACGCCGGCGGUCGAACGAGAUAUUGGUCUAGUGGCAAGCGAUGCAUCGCCAAUAGAUGCCAUGUGUGAAGUGACUGGAGGUCGUUCGUAUUGUAUUACAUCAUUCAGAAUGAUGAUACAAUGCAUAGACUCUCUCGUGCAAAAGGUCCAGUCGGGCGUGGUGAUAAAUUUCGAGAAAAUCGGCCCAGAUCCGCCGCCAUUGACCAACGAGACGUCACACCAAGACGAAGAGGAGAACGAAGAGGAGAGUAACUCGGCGAACGGUCCCCGAACGCAGUAUCCCAGCGCGAUAGUGCCAGGCAACACGGCGUGGCACUCUUGCCGACGAUUGAUUUAUGUACCGCGUUCAGCGCAGAAAGGAUUCGCGGUCGGAUUCUGGCCGAUUCCCGAGAGUUUCUGGCCGGAUCUAAGUGCCAGUUCGUUGCCACCAAGAUCUGCGCAUCCUAACGUAAAAUUUACAUGCACCAGCCAGGAGCCGAUGGUGAUUGAGAAUCUACCUUUUGACAAGUACGAGUUGGAGCCGAGCCCGUUGACACAGUACAUACUAGCACGGAAGCAACCGACGAUCUGCUGGCAGGUCUUCGUUGCGAACUCCUACAAGUCGAGUGAAGUCGGCCAUCCAUUUGGCUAUCUGAAAGCCAGCACAAAUUUAACCUGCGUUAAUCUCUUUGUUAUGCCUUAUAACUAUCCCGUACUGCUACCCCUGUUGGAGGAUCUCUUCAAGAUUCACAGAUUGAAGCCGACCAACGAAUGGAGGGCGCAAUUCCAGAGUUACGUGAGAACUAUGCCCACUUAUUACGCCGCUUCGUUGAGAAGAGCGUUAACCAGGAUGGGCACACCUACGGCUUUAGCGCAGACAUUGAUACCGGAUAGUAUGGACAAUACUCUGUCGUACAGUGUCUUGAAUUAUCUGAAGCGUAUGAAGAAUCAAGCCAAGAUCGAGUUUGAUCGUCUCUGUAACGAGGUGAUUUCCAAGCAAGUUACAGCUUCAAAUCUUACAAAAAAUUUGUCCAGCUGUGGAACAAGCGCGGUGACGGAAGGAGUGCGAGUUAUACCGAGAACACCAUUAAAGAAAGAUUUAGUAUCUCAUCCGUUAUUGCAAGAUAAGUUCACUGGUUUGCGCGAUCAGUUGAACGAAUUCGGUGGUUUCGUAGUUGGUCUGGUUAGGAAUCAGCAACAGCAACGUGGUGCGCACAGUUACAGAAACGCCUUUGACGUCCCCAGAAAGACUCUCCUCGAUCAAGUAGUGAGAAUGCGCGCAAACUUUUUACAGCCCGGCUUGUUGCACACGAAAUUGCUUGACGACGAUUACGUACACUCCAUGCCUUUAGCUCAAAUGGGAAAUUAUCAAGAAUAUUUGAAACGCAUGACACCACCGUUGCGAGAGAUUGAGAGCGUUCCAGUCAGACAGCAUAUGUUCGGGAAUCCUUUUAAGAUCGACAAGAGAAUGAUGGUGGAUGAAGCGGACAUUGACAUCGUGGGCGCAACCUCGUCCACGUCCAAGGGUGGUCUUAAGCGCACCUUGUCGCAGUCAGAUAGCGGCCCGCCAUCCCCGAGGCCGCCACCUAACAAGAGAAAACCUGGGCCAAUACCGAAGGAUGUGGUCGUACGACGACCCUCGUACUCGCCUUCCAGCACGCCGCCGAGUUCACCGAUCCCGUGGAUGGAGGACACGAAAAGUCAAGCAUUAGCAGCAACAGCAGCAACGACAACGACGACAACGACGACGACGACGACGACGACAACGGCGGCUACGUCGGCGUCGGUUGUCGAUCCUAGCUCUUCGCCGAGUUCGAUCUGCACGAGCAACGUGACGGCGAGUCACGCGUCGCCGAGCCUCGUGUCAUCGAGUCAUGCGUCGCCGUGCUCUAACGCGCAGCCGACGGAGAAGCUGGUGAACGGGCUCGCGGAGAUGCCUACGAUACCUUUAUUCGAGCCGGUAGAACAUGUUAACAAUCACAUGGAUACACCGCCCGUUUUAACGCCUAUCGUCAAUAAUGUGAAUACAAAGAGUGAUGUUAAAAGUGAAAAAACAGACGGGGUGAAAGGCGAAUGCGACCGGUUGCAGCCCGUUAACGAUUGCGUCGUGAAUAAACUAGAGAACAGUGUGAAAGUAGGUGAUAGUGCCCCCUCCGAGGAGAGACUAACGAACCACGUGGAGGAGAAACCAAGGCCUGAGAAAGAGCGAAAGCUGACGAAGAAGGAGUUGGAGGAGAUUAGGCGACAUAAUCUGGACAUACGAAAGCUCAUCUUCAAGGAGGUUCGACGAAAGGGCUAUGAUUACACGGAACUGUUUUCACAUUUAAAACAAAUUCAGGGAACCUUAGACACUCGACUCGAAUUCAUUAACCUUGUAGUGACCGAGGCAAUGCGUUUCAAGCGAAGUCACCUGGCAUCGAAAUUAAAGGAAUACCUCAAAAGUAUCCAGGAAAAUACCUGCGCGAUGAAUCACAAGUUGAAUCACAACGGUGCCACGAAAAUAAGUUGUUGAGAUACAUACGCCUUCUUUAUUUAUAUUAACGCUAUUAUCUUAAUAGCGCAAAAUAUUAAUUAUCGUGCGAGAGACGAAGAACUCUUGUGCAAGUUUUCACAAAGUUCGGCAGCGGUCUGAAUUUUACAAUAAGCUUACUUUUUUUAUACUGGGAAGACCUGCACAACCCUGAUCACAUAGUCCUUCGCCGAAUUUCUACGGCACAAUACUGGGAAAAUUUUUACUUUCCGCGCUGCAAGUGACUAGUUAAUAGAAGUUUCGAUGUAUAUCGUAUCGUAUCUUUCUCUUUUCUCUCUCUCGAAAAAGCAAUAAUUUAUUUCGUAGAAUUUAUUAAUUGAAAUUAGCAGAAAUAACUUUUUAUGGAAUCCUGUCUCUUAUACAUGCAGAAUUCUUUUAUAUUUCUUAAUAAUUAUUUGCAUAAAAUUCUUAUCCGUGCUCAAACGCAUUGAUUGUAAAUAUGUUCACAUUUGUUUAUUAAUAUGUUCAUAUUUGUUUAUUAAUAUUGUUUUCCGUGUAAUUUAGACGGAAUCAUAAGUUCAGCUGUUCCAUUACUAGCACACGCCAAAGGCGGAAUUAUAGAUAUAUAAUUCCAUUACCACGAAAAAAGAAACAAAAAAUAUAUGACCAUAUCCUCGAAACGGACGAAAAGAGAAAGAUACGACUUCUGCCAACUUCAUCGAAGCCAGUCUUCAUCAAUCGAUAUUAUUGAAUUUAGUAUAGUUUAUGGAAAUUGUAUUGAUAUUUUUACUCCUAUAUUUGUCAUUAUAUUUCUAUUGAACAGUAUACGUCACUUUGUGAUCUAUGCUAAGUUUAAGGAAAUGCCAAUAUAUUUAACAUUGUAUCGACAAAUUUUCGCUGCAAAUUACAUUUGUGUGAACUUCGUUGACGAAGCUAUAUUAUUCUUUUUAUUUUUACCAGUGGACAUUGAGUGAGAUCCACCGAGUGUUAUCGCUCGUUCGCAACCUCACCGCGAGUAGCUGAAACAUAUCGAGAGAUCAGAUCGUGGGAGAUCCGUGCUCUCGCGCGUUAAUUCGCUCACUCGGAAUUUCCUCUGCGUGAAAGGUUGCGCUUAAACCGUCACACUCACGAGAAUCCGUGUGCCGUAGAUAUAUAAUUACACCGACGUUAUUAAUGCUUAAACAAGAAUAAAAAGAAAAGAACUCGAGACACCGAGAGCGUGAACUCUCGGGAGAUUAUUUCGCGGAAUUCUCUACAAAGGGUUGACAGUGCCUGAUGCUAUUUGAAAUCAGUGUGAUGAUGACUAUACUAAUGAAUGUAUUAACUUCAACCCACAAUGUCUCCGAGGUCUUUAAUAAGCCAUUAAUAGGUCUAACGUCAUCGUGGUUGCAUGUAUUAUAUGUUAAGGCAGGGAAUGUAUUUGUGAAAAUGUUGCACAACGGUAUUGAUCGAAAUUCCGUUAUUAUACACAAAAUGGGAAAAUGUUCAUACAAGUGAAAAAAAAGAAGAGCAGCCAAUAUCACGAUACUUUUGUAUAUGGGACACGGUGCAAAAAUAAUCGCAUAUGAUUGUUGUAACAAUAUAUUAUAAUAUAUUAUUGCUGUUUGAAUCGAAGAUGAAGGUGACCAAAAGUCCACUGUAAUGUCACGAUAUGAAAUCGCGAACAAAUAUAUGACAGAAUCCAAAAACUUUACUAUGUAUCUUAUAACUACAUUUGAAAUCUGAGCACUUGCACUCUGCGUUUGAUCCUCGAAUCUUUAGCGCGCGGGUAAUUUAUGGCAAUCCGAUGGCAGAAGUCGCUUCUCUUCGAUACAUGUGGGUUGAAGGAAGAUAGAAUACAACACGUUAUGAUAUAAUAUAUGUUAAUAGUGAUAGUUAUUUAUACGAUUAAUACUGCUAGACAGUUACGAAUGUCAAAAUUGCUUAUUGUGGUUUCUCAGACUUAGGAGUGGUUCGACCAAAUAUUAUAGGGCUAAUGACGAUUAAACGAGGAUGAUUAUCUUACUUAUCGUUCUCGCCUGUGAUUUUAACGCUGUGUUUACGCAGCGGUGAACCACGUCCGAUGUGUGUUCCUGAUAAGCCAUCACGUCAGUAAAAAAAGAAGAAAAAAAAAGCGCGUUGGCUGUUCACGAGCCACGUCGGACGUAACUUGUAUUAUCCUAUACUUUACAAAGUAUUGUUGCGAUGAUACUUUAUCAUUGUAAGUAUGAAUGAUUGUAAUUCUGCUCUUUGAAUGUACUCUUUAAGUAGUUCUUUAAGAUUGUAAAUAUAGUCCUGAAAUAAAAAAUAUAGGAAGGAAGGAUGACAGAAGCCAAUUGUUGAUCUAACUUGCAUACUUUAUAAUACACCUGUGUACAAAGGUACAAAUUAUUGUAAUUUGUAACUUCAGUUGAGAAUGACCAUACACAACACACGGUCAAGACGUUCUGAUAUUAAGAUAUAAUCUGUACCUGCGUAUGUAGUAUAUUAUAAAUGUAUACAGUAAUUACAGCUACAGUUGGCUCUUAUCUUCCCUUUAUCUAUAUUUUUAGUUUAUUAUUUAAAUUUCCCUUGACGGAAGAGAAAUGUUUGAGACGCGAAAACUUGGCGAAAUGACAAAUUCGUAGACAUAUCAUCGGGCAUUGUUAUAUCAUUGCUGCGAGAGCGAUGUAAUUUUGCAUAAAGUCCGUGGAAAACAACGUAAUCUCGCGAGGAGAACAACGAGAAGCGUUCUUCCUCGGACUUUGUCAGCUUUUGUUAACGUUUCAAGUGAGAUAAUCAACCAUGUGUUCUUCUCGCGGACGAUAACAGGUCCGACAUAUUCUCUUUAGGGAAAAAAGAAACGUAGAUGAUAUUGUAUUUAUUAGUUGAGAAAAACAACUGUUGAAUAUAUCUCGUGGAUUAUUUUAUAUUGGAGUAACGACGGAGCUUAGCCGAGUCUCACGAGGACAAUGACGCUAGACGCUUAUUCGCUCCGGAAACAGAGAAAAAAAUUAAAUAGGAAUUUAAAGAACGAAACAAACGCGACACUAAGUGCGAUUGUGUAAAGGAAAUUUAAACAGAUAUAAUUAAUUAAGGAGAAUGCGCGAGAGAGGAGUAGGAGAAUGAAGUUCCGACUACCUCGAUCGCGACGAAACCCCUUUUGUUUUGCAGCAGCUAUAAUUUUAUUAUACUUUGUUAAAAAAUACGAUAUUGAAUUUUUGUAACGAGCUGAAAAGAAAAGAACUCUGAAAUGA
This is a messenger RNA of Odontomachus brunneus, 7605 nucleotides long. It is a transcript of the gene IntS6, whose product is annotated as integrator complex subunit 6-B. Lineage: Eukaryota; Metazoa; Arthropoda; Insecta; Hymenoptera; Formicidae. Gene Ontology annotation, biological process: snRNA 3'-end processing. The record is from RefSeq and is a predicted model, not a curated record. The coding region runs from base 1406 to 4432 and encodes 1008 amino acids. Gene Ontology annotation, cellular component: integrator complex. The transcript has 9 exons.